AUGUCUAUUGUGCACGGUGUUGUUCUGCACCAUGGCCCCAUGGCUGAGGCCAACAUGUCUGCUAGUCUGGAGAGGUUAGUUACUUCCUGUGGAGUAUAAAUUCAUUCUGGAGGAGUGGUAGGGGGAGUCUCACCCCCUGACUUGAGAGAGGAGAUAGGAAGGAAGGAAGGAAAGGAGGAGAGGGAAAAGAUAGAGGAUGAGGAGAAAUUGACUAAGAGUAAAGGAAUGUAACUGGUUUAGGAGAGUGAUUGAAUAAUAAGUCAGUGGAGAAGCAGGGCUUCUUGUUUUUAAGAUGUGCAGCAGCGGGGGAUCUUCAAUUCUUUUUGAACAUCUAAAGGCCCACAUCACAGUUUAGAGGCGACUUAUCCUCUUUCCAAAGCAGAUGUUAAAAAGAGAUGCAAUUAAUAACAGAUUUUAGAAGUUUUUCCCUUCACACAACCAACAUAACACAACCCACAUAACACAACCCCACAUAACACAACCCACAUAACACAACAUAACAGCAUCUGAACUAAUUAAUGGGUAAUAAUAAUGGGAAUGUCAUAAUAACAUUGACACUCAUAUAUCUUAAGGGCCAUUCAUACACACAUACACACAGUCAGAGAGAGACAGAGAGAGACAGAGAGAGAGAGAGAGAGAGAGAGAGAGAGAGAGAGAGAGAGAGAGAGAGAUGCACAAUCACACUCCCUCUGCACUCAAAUCCACACGCUAAUUGAAAAACAAGUCAGUCGCCAGAGGUGAUACUAAACUUCCUUAUGCUUUAAUUUCCUUACAAGCUGGUGUAUGCAUGCACAAACACACAAACAUACACAAAUGUACACACACACACACACAUAGCAGGGGGAUGCAGAUAGUCAGGUGCAGCCCUCACACACACACAACACGCACACAGUGAAGGAAAGGUGUCUCUGUAAGGCAGAGUCUUGCUCUUGGCUCUGGGGUAAUACAGUUGAAGUCAGAAGUUUGCAUACACUUAGGUUGGAGUCAUUAAAACACGUUUUUCAACCACUCCACAAAAUUCUUGUUAACAAACUAUUGUUUUGGCAAGUCGGUUAGGACACCUACUUUGUGCAUGACACAAGUAAUUUUUCCAACAAUUGUUUACAGACAGAUUAUUUCACAUAUAAUUCACUGUAUCACAAUUCCAGUGGGUCAGAAGUUUACAUACACUAAGUUGACUGUGCCUUUAAACAGCUUGGAAAAUUCCAGAAAAAUAAGUAAUGGCGUUAGAAGCUUCUGAUAAGCUAAUUGACAUCAUUUGAGUCAAUUGGAGGUGUCCCUGUGGAUGUAUUUUAAGGCCUACCUUCAAUUGCAAUGCCUCUUUGCUUGACAUCAUGGGAAAAUAUAAAGAAAUCAGCCAAGACCUCCGAAAAAUAAUUGUAGACCUCCACAGGUCUGGUUCAUCCUUGGGAGCAAUUUUCAAACGCCUGAAGGUACCACGUUCAUCUGUACAAACAAUAGUACGCAAGUAUAAACACCAUGGGACCAUGCAGCCGUCAUACCGCUCAGGAAGGAGACGCGUUCUGUCUCCUAGAGAUUAACGUACUUUGGUGCGAAAAGUGUAAAUCAAUCCCAGAACAACAGCAAAGGACCUUGUGAAGAUGCUGGAGGAAACAGGUACAAAGGUAUCGAUAUCCACAGUAAAAAUAGUCCUAUAUCGACAUAACCUUAAAGGCCGCUCAGCAAGGAAGAAGCCACUGCUCCAAAACUGCCAUAAAAAAGCCAGACUACGGUUUGCAACUGCACAUGGGGAGAAAGAUCGUACUUUAUGGAGAAAUGUCCUCUGGUCUGAUAAAACAAAAAUAGAACUGUUUGGCCAUAAUGACCAUCGUUAUGUUUGGAGGAAAAAGGGGAACGCUUGAAAGCCGAAGAACACCAUCCCAACCGUGAAGCACGUGGGUGGCAGCAUCAUGCUGUGGGGGUGCUUUGCUGCAGGAGGGACUGGUGCACUUCACAAAAUAGAUGGCAUCAUGAGGAAGGAAAAUUGUGUGGAUAUAUUGAAGCAACAUCUCAAGACAUCAGUCAGGAAGUUAAAGCUUGGUCGCAAAUGGGUCUUCCAAAUGGACAAUGACCCCAAGCAUACUUCCAAAGUUGUGGCAAAAUGGCUUAAGGACAACAAAGUCAAGGUAUUGGAGUGGCCAUCACAACGCCCUGACUUCAAUCCUAUAGAAAAGUUGUGGGCAGAACUGAAAAAGCGUGUGCGAGCAAGGAGGCCUACAAACCUGACUGUUACACCAGCUCUGUCAGGAGGAAUGGGCCAAAAUUUACCCAACUUAUUGUGGGAAGCUUGUGGAAGGCUACCCAAAACGUUUUACCCAAGUUAAACAAUUUAAAGGCAAUGCUACCAAAUACCAAUUGCGUGUAUGUAAACUUCUGACCCACUAGGACUGUGAUGAAAUAAAUAAAAGCAAUUAUUCUGACAUUUCACAUUCUUAAAAUAAAGUGGUGAUCCUAACUGACCUAAGUCCCCUGUAGCUCAGUUGGUAGAGCAUGGCGCUUGCAAUACCAGGGUUGUGGGUUCGCAUCCCACGGGGGGCCGGUAUGAAAAUGUAUGCACUCACUAACUGUAAGUCACUCUGGAUAAGAGCGUCUGCUAAAAUGACUAAAAUGUAAAAAAUGUAAGACAGGGAAUAUUUACUAGGAUUAAAUGUCAGGAAUUGUGAAAAACUGAGUUUAAAUGUAUUUGUCUAAGGUGUAUGUAAACUUCCUACUUCAACAUCAUAUCAUUUGUUGCCAAGGAUACAGGACACAUUGAGUGAGGGAGAGAGAGAGACAAAGAGUGAGUAGCAGACAUGUGGAGAGAGAGAGAGUAAGUGGGAGAGAGAGUGAGAGAAGGAGUGAGGUAGAGAGGAAUCAGUCAUGUUGGAUGGGGCUGGAAUAGGAGAGGAGAUGAGGCGUUAGGGGUGGGGCCAGAGAGAGGAAGGCAAAAAUAAAUGAAAUCCGACUGGCUGGUCAAAGGGGGCAGGGCCAUCCUCACUCUCUCUUCCUCUCUGCCAUUCCUUCCCUUUCUUUGUCUGUCUACUGAGGGGAGAAACACCAGAGAAAACAGUGUGUGUGACAGAGAGGGAGCGAGAGAGAAGAGGGAAAGGGAGGGGGGAGAGGGGAGGACAAGAGAGGAAUGAGGAGGAAUGGAAUGGAGAUACAUACCUUAUUUUCAGACAAUAACCUCUUUCAUGUCCUCACAUCUGUGUCCUACCUGACAGUGGUUUCUCCUCCCUCUCUCCUGUGCGUGUAUGUGUAUGCGUGUGCCGGCUAGCAGAGCUAGUGGAUGCCCGUUCUGUUUAACGGGACGUCAGGCUGAAGCUGAAGUGGGCUGCUGUCUCGCUCUCCCUGAGUGAGUGGCAUCUUCACACAGCUGGGACCACAGAGACUGUCUCCCCCUCUCUCUCUCAUACAGCACUCAGCAGCAAGGUAAGACUAGAAUGCUCCUUCACCUCUCUCUCUCUCACACACACACACACACACACACACACACACACAGGCAGGGGGUCACAGUAAGAGACAGAGGUUGCCCUGGAGAGGGAUAUGCGUAAGUGAGGGUAUGCAUUUCUCUGAUGACAGAGACACCGGUUACCGUGGAGCGAUAGUAAGGGUUGAGGACAGUGAUUUCUCUGGUGAUAAAGAGUGUUAUGGAUGGAGACACCGGUCUUCUUGGUGACAGAGACAGAUGGAGGGCUGCAGUGCUGCAGACUGAAGCGACUGACUGACUGCCCCUCUCUUUGUGCUGCUGGAGAUAGUAAAGAUGAAAUGUGGAGCCACCCCCUUCCUCCACCCUCCACUCACUCAGCUAAACAGCUAUACAGUACACUUCUCCAUUUGUCUUAUGAAAUGCCCAUACUUUCUCUCUCUCUCUCUCUCUCUCUCUCUCUCUCUCUCUCUCUCUCUCUCUCUCUCUCUCUCUCUCUCUCUCUCUCUCUCUCUCUGUGUCUCUCUCUCUCUCUCUUUCUCUCUCUCUCUCUCUCUGUCUCUCUCUCUCUCUUUUUCUCUCUCUCUUUCUCUCUCUCUCUCUGUCUCUCCUUCUGCUCUCUCUCUCUCUGUCUCUCCUUCUGCUCUCUCUCUGUGCAAUUGCUUCUGUUUAGCAUCGCUUUGAGAAAAUCAUGAUGUUAUCUCAUUGUUGAGUGUCAGUCAUCUUACAUACAAAAUGUCUGCAUGUGUGUGUUAGAGGUCAUGUGUGAGACACAGCUUGGGGUAGAAUGGUAGUGGGGAUGGGGGAGGGGUACAGAGAGGCUUUUGUGCAGGAAAUUGAAUCAUUAUUGAUUGCUAUGGUGAUCUCAGGCAGCACUAGAGACACGCUGACCAUUACAACUCUCUAUACUGUAUUGUGUGUGAUGUGGACUAGACAGAGAUGAGAUCUCUACAUUACCAAAAGUAUGUGAACACCUGCUCGUCGAACAUCUAAUUCCAAAAUCAUGGGCAUUAAUAUGGAGUUGGUCCCCCCUUUGCUGCUAUAACAGCCUCCACUCUUCUGGGAAGACUUUCCACUAGAUGUUGGAACAUUGCUGCAGGGACUUGCUUCCAUUCAGCCACAAGAGCAUUAGUGAGGUUGGUCACCGAUGUUGGGCGAUUAGGCCUGGCUUGCAGUCUGCAUUUCAAUUAAUCCCAAAGGUGUUCCAUGGGGUUGAGGUCAGGUCUCUGUGCUGGCCAGUCAAGUUCCUCCACACCGAUCUCGACAAACUAUUUCUGUAUGGACCUCGCUUUGUGCAUGGGGGCAUUGUCAUGCUGAAACAGGAAAGGGCCUUCCCCAAACUGUUGCCACAAAGUUGGAAGCACAGAAUCGUCUAGAAUGUCAUUGUAUGCUGUAGCGUUAAGAUUUCCCUUCACUGGAGCUAAGGGGCCUAGCCCGAACCAUGAAAAACAGCCCCAGACCAUUAUUCUUCCUCCACCAAACUUUACAGUUGGCACUAUGCAUUGGGGCAGGUAGAGUUCUCCUGGCAUCCGCCAAACCCAGAUUCGUCCGUCAGACUGUCAGAUGGUGAAGCGUGAUUCAUCACUCCAGAGAACGUGUUUCCACUGCUCCAGAGUCCAAUGGCGGCGAGCUUAACACCACUCCAGCCGACGUUUGGCAUUGCGCAUGGUGAUCUUAGGCUUGUGUGCGGCUGGUCAGCCAUGGAAACCCAUUUUAUGAAGCUCCCGACGAACAGUUUAUGUGCUGAUGUUGCUUCCAGAGGUAGUUUGGAAAUCGGUAGUGAGUGUUGCAACCGAGGACAGAUGAUUUUUACUCACUACACUCUUCAGCGGUCCUGUUCUGUGAGCUUGUUUGGCCUACCACUUCGCGGCUAAGCCAUUGUUGCUUCUAGACGUUUCCACUUCACAAUAAGAGCACUUACAGUUGACCGGGGCAGCUUUAGCAGGGCAGAAAUUUGACGAACUGACUUGUUGGAAAGGUGACAUCCUAUGACGGUGCCACGUUGAAAGUCAUUGAGCAUUUCAGGAAGGCCAUUCUACUGCCACUGUUUGUCUAUGGAGAUUGCAUGGCUGUGUGCUCAAUUCUACACACCUGUCAGCAACAGGUGUGGCUGAAAUAACCAAAUCCACUAAUUUGAAAGGGUGUCCACAUACGUUUGUAUAUACAGUGGGGGAAAAAAGUAUUUAGUCAGCCACCAAUUGUGCAAGUUCUCCCACUUAAAAAGAUGAGAGAGGCCUGUAAUUUUCAUCAUAGGUACACGUCAACUAUGACAGACAAAUUGAGAAAAAAUAAUCCAGAAAAUCACAUUGUAGGAUUUGUAAUGAAUUUAUUUGCAAAUUAUGGUGGAAAAUAAGUAUUUGGUCAAUAACAAAAGUUUCUCAAUACUUUGUUAUAUACCCUUUGUUGGCAACGGCACAGGUCAAAUGUUUUCUGUAAGUCUUCACAAGGUUUUCACACACUGUUGCUGGUAUUUUGGCCCAUUCCUCCAUGCAGAUCUCCUCUAGAGCAGUGAUGUUUUGGGGCUGUCGCUGGGCAACACGGACUUUCAACUCCCUCCAAAGAUUUUCUAUGGGGUUGAGAUCUGGAGACUGGCUAGGCCACUCCAGGACCUUGAAAUGCUUCUUACGAAGCCACUCCUUCGUUGCCCGGGUGGUGUGUUUGGGAUCAUUGUCAUGCUGAAGGACCCAGGCACGUUUCAUCUUCAAUGCCCUUGCUGAUGGAAGGAGGUUUUCAAUCAAAAUCUCACGAUACAUGGCCCCAUUCAUUCUUUCCUUUACACGGAUCAGUCGUCCUGGUCCCUUUGCAGAAAAACAGCCCCAAAGCAUGAUGUUUCCACCCCCAUGCUUCACAGUAGGUAUGGUGUUCUUUGGAUGCAACUCAGCAUUCUUUGUCCUCCAAACACGACGAGUUGAGUUUUUACCAAAAAGUUAUAUUUUGGUUUCAUCUGACCAUAUGACAUUCUCCCAAUCCUCUUCUGGAUCAACCAAAUGCACUCUAGCAAACUUCAGAUGGGCCUGGACAUGUACUGGCUUAAGCAGGGGGACACGUCUGGCACAGCAGGAUUUGAGUCCCUGGCGGCGUAGUGUGUUACUGAUGGUAGGCUUUGUUACUUUGGUCCCAGCUCUCUGCAGGUCAUUCACUAGGUCCCCCCGUGUGGUUCUGGGAUUUUUGCUCACCGUUCUUGUGAUCAUUUUGACCCCACGGGGUGAGAUCUUGCGUGGAGCCCCAGAUCGAGGGAGAUUAUCAGUGGUCUUGUAUGUCUUCCAUUUCAUAAUAAUUGCUCCCACAGUUGAUUUCUUCAAACCAAGCUGCUUACCUAUUGCAGAUUCAGUCUUCCCAGCCUUGUGCAGGUCUACAAUUUUGUUUCUGGUGUCCUUUGACAGCUCUUUGGUCUUGGCCAUAGUGGAGUUUGGAGUGUGACUGUUUGAGGUUGUGGACAGGUGUCUUUUAUACUGAUAACAAGUUCAAACAGGUGCCAUUAAUACAGGUAACGAGUGGAGGACAGAGGAGCCUCUUAAAGAAGAAGUUACAGGUCUGUGAGAGCCAGAAAUCUUGCUUGUUUGUAGGUGACCAAAUACUUAUUUUCCACCAUAAUUUGCAAAUAAAUUCAUUAAAAAUCCUACAAUGUGAUUUUCUAGAUUUUUUUUCCUCAAUUUGUCUGUCAUAGUUGACGUGUACCUAUGAUGAAAAUUACAGGCCUCUCUCAUCUUUUUAAGUGGGAGAACUUGCACAAUUGGUGGCUGACUAAAUACUUUUUUCCCCGACUGUAUAGUGUCUAUAUAGUGUAUAUAUAUAGUGUAUAUUUAGUGUAUGAGCGGUCUAUCUGUCAUGUAUUUUGUAUGAACAAUACAUUCUCCAUUAUCGUAAGUGUGUGUGUGUGUGUGUGUGUGCAUUUAUGUUUAUGCGUGCGUGCAUAAUGUUUUUGUGCGAGACUAUGCACAGUGCUGUAUACCGGUAUCUGUGUGAGAGAGGGUUAGUGUAUGUGUGUAUACAGUGUUUGCUGUAUAUUGACAGCUACAGUAGAUGAGUAAGCAAAAGUCUAGUCUCUGCCUGUGGACACAAGGAGGAUGUAAAAAUAGCUUUUUUUACCCCCUGAAUUAGAGAGAUUUCCUGUGUGCUAACAUACUAAUUAUAAUCCCUCUGCGGUCUCGUGCGCACACACACACACACACACACACACACCUACUCAUUCAAGGGUUUUUAUUUUUUACUAUUUUCUACAUUGUAGAGUAAUAGUGAAGACAUCAAAACUAUGAAAUAACACAUAUGGAAUCAUGUAGUAACCAAAAAAGUGUUAAACAAAUCAAAAUAUAUUUCAUAUUUGGGAUUCUUCAAAUAGCCACCCUUUGCCUUGAUGACAGCUUUGCACACUCUUGGCAUUCUCUCAACCAGCUUCAUGAGGAUGCCUGGAAUGCAUUUCAAUUAACAGGUGUGCCUUGUUAAAAGUUAAUUUGUGGAAUUUAUUUACUUCUUCUUUAUGUGUUUGAGCCAAUCUGUUGUGUUGUGACCAAGUAGGGGGGGUAUACAGAAGAUAGCCCUAUUUGGUAAAAUACCAAGUCCAUAUUAUGGCAAGAACAUCUGAAAUAAGCAAAGAGAAACAACAGUCCAUCAUUCCUUUAAGACAUGAAGGUCGGUCAAUACGGAACAUUUCAAGAACUUUGAAAGUUUCUUCAAGUGCAGUCACAAAAACCAUCAAGCGUUAUGAUGAAACUGGCUCUCAUGAGGACCGCCACAGGAAUGGAAGACCCAGAUUUGCCUCUGCUAGAGAGGAUAAAUUCAUUAGAGUUACCAGCCUCCGAAAUUGCAGCCCAAAUUAAUGCUUCACAGAGUUCACAGACACAUCUCAACAUCAACUGUUCAGAGGGGACUGUGUGAAUCAGGCCUUCAUGGUUGAAUCUUUCUUCUUAACAAAAAAAAAGCUUGAGGAGGCUGGUGAUGUAGCGGGGUGGAUAAACCCCUGCUGGAGGCUCUCCUGUACGUAGGUCUCCAUGGCCUCGGUCUCCGCAUAGGAGAUUGGAUAGACGUGUCCUCUCGGGAGGGCUGCGUCAGACAGCAAGUCAAUGGCACAGUCCCAGGGGCGAUAAGGAGGCAGGCGUGUAAACUCGCUCUUAGAGAAAACCCAGUGCAGAUCCUGGUAUUCCUCCAGUAAAUCCACUUGAGUGGCGUGGUCCGGACUUUCCACUGUAGUGGUGUUGACAGACACCUCGAGACACCUCCCCUGACACUCCUGCGACCAGCCCAGCAGUCUCCUCUCAGACCAGGAAAUAAUAGGGUUAUGCCAACUCAACCAGGGGAGACCUAAAGUUCAUUCAGAAUGCUAGAAUGUUAACCAGGACCAAGAGAACGGAGCACAUCACUCCGGUUCUUAAAUCUUUACAUUGGCUUCCAGUCAGUUACAUAAUUGAUUUCAAAGUGGUGCUUUUAGUUUAUAAAUCUUUGAAUGGUUUAGGACCCGAGUACAUGUCUGAUAUGUUUGAAGAAUAUAAAUCGAGCAGGGCUCUUAGAUCCAUGAACACAGGUCAGCUAGUAGAGCCUAGAGCCCAAACUAAACAUGGAGAAGCUGCGUUUAGCACUUAUGCUGUACACAACUGGAAUAAACUACCAGAAAAUCUUAGAUGUGCCCCAAACGUAUCAAUUUUUAAAUCCAGGUUAAAAACACUUCUCUUUUCAUGUGCCUACGACUGAGCACUUAAACUUAACCACACUGUUUAGCCUUAUAGCUUCCUAUGUUUUCAUCCCAUUUAAAAAAAAAAUAAUAUAUAUAUAUAUAUUUUGUAUUUUUAUUAUUAUGAUGUUUUCAUUAUUUUUGAUAAACAUCUUUGUAAAGCACAUUGAAUUGCUUCGAUGUAUGAAUUGUGCUAUAUAAAUAAACUUUCUUUCUUGCUAAAACAAUUGGGUGCAUGGAGGUGUCUAUAAUCAAAAAGGUGAUCUGUUCUAAAUGAUUGUCAUGGGUCAGCAGAGAAACGGGAACAGCGGUGAUGUACGAGCCCUGUCCCUAUUGGACGAUUAUCCAGGUAGGGGAAUGGGUGACUGUAGGGGAACCAAAGGAAUGCGUAAUGCAGUGGCCAGUGCGCUAUCUAAAAGAUUCCCGGCAGCUCCGAAAUCAAUCAGCGCUAACGGGAGUGAGGGGCUAGGGUAUUCAGGGCAUUUAAUGGAAAAACACACUGGUUGAGUUGACAGAAAAGGAGAGGAGAUCUUGCAUCCUACCUGGGUUAAAGCAGGGGAAUUCCCUGGCUUGUCACCUCCUCACCUAUUAGUGGAUAAAGGGCAGGUCGGGGAGAAAUUACCCCUUUCUCCACAAUAGGAGCAGAGUCCCAGAUUCCUUCCUCUCCUACGCUCUGCCUCGGGCAAAUGUGCAGAGCCCACCUCCAUCGGGUCUGGCCACGGAGGAGGUGUAGCCAUGGGCUCCGGAUUCCGCGCAUGUCUUCGUCGGGACCGCAGGAGGUUGUCCAACCGGAUCGCCAUGCUGAUGAGCUGGUUGAGUGACAGGUUGUCAUCACGGCAGGCUAACUCCUUCUGUACCUCCUCCUGCAGUCCGCUGCGGAAAACGGUGACCAGAGCCGACUCGUUCUAUCCGGUGGAGGCCGCGAUGGUCCGGAACUCCAGGGCAAACUCUGAGGCGGUCCUAGAUCCCUGGCAUAGUCGGAGUAGACGCUCACCCCCCUCUCGGCCCUCCACAGGAUGAUCAAACACCGAGCGGAAGAGGAGGGUGAAGCGCUCGUAGGACUCGGCCUCGGGGCCGCCCGUUUCCCAGACCGCGGCACCCCAGUCCAGGGCCCUUCCGGUCAGUGCCGAGAUGACUGUGGCAACCCUGUCUUUCCCGGAGACAGCCUCGGUGUAGAGAGCGAGUUACAGGUCGCAUUGCAGAAGGAAUCCCUUGCAUCUCGCUGGCGCGCCAUCGAAGCGCUCCGGGAGGGACAGGGGUAUUCCACCCAACACAACGUACGUCAUGAAAAACGACGGGGUCGAAGCCCAAAACAAACAUGUAUAUAUAUAUAUCACAGGGAUGUAACACAAACAAAAGAGCGAGGUGUAGACCUCUAAACAAUACACGGGACGAGAACCGUAAUAACAGGAGCACAGUACACGGUACUCACGAGACCAACGGACAUGGGACAAUAAUCGACAAGGACAAUGGGGAACAGAGGGCACAUAUAUACACACAUACUAUUCAGGGGGAAUGGGAACCAGGUGUGCGUAAUGAGACAAGACAGUCUGGGGUUGGUGGUAAUGAUCCAGGUCAGUGACGCCUAGAAGACCAGUGACGUAGACCUCUGGAGCUGGUGAACGGAAUGAGCAGCAGUACCGGGGGGAUCCAUGACAGUGGGGGUGCUGUGCUGGUGACACUAUCAGUGAUUUAUUUAGAAUUCAAGGCACACUUAACCAGCAUGGCUACCUCCAGCAUUCUGCAUGGCCUCCACAAUCCCCCGAAUUCAAUCCAAUUGAGAUGGUUUGGGAUGAGUCAGAUGGCAGAGUGAAGGAAAAGCAGCCAACAAGUGCUCAGCAUAUGUGGGAACUCCUUAAAGACUGUUGGAAAAGCAUUCCAGGUGCAGCUGGUUGAGAGAAUGCCAAGAGUGUGCAAAGCUUUCGUCAAGGCAAAGGGUGGCUAUUUGAAUAAUCUCAAAUAUAAAAUAUAUUUUGAUUUGUUUAACACUUUUUGGGUUAUUACAUUAUUCCAUAUGUGUUAUUUCAUAGUUGUGAUGUCUUCACUAUUAUUCUACAAUGUAGAAAAUUGUAAAAAAUAAAGAAAAACCCUUGAAUGAGUAGGUGUGUCCAAACUUUUGAUUGGUGCUGUGUAAGAUACACAUUCCUUAUGUAUAUAUGUGUUUGCAUUGUGCUUUAGUACAAAAUAGUAUUAAAUCAGUAUUAUAAACAGCAUAAUGGGAAAGUCCUCUUUCACUGUCACAUAAAGUACAUUCAUUCACACACACAUUCUCCAUCUCUGUUGAUUUCACACACAUCCAUAUUCCAUAUAUCUAAUUGCAAAUCAGCUCUGCCCUCCUUUUCACUCUCCCUCCCUGCUAUCUCUGUGGCCCUCUUCAUGCCCAGACUAGAAUGGUUGGAGACUAGAGCGGUUGCUAUGAUACGUCCUCUUCAGAGAGCCAGGCAGGCAGGCCUUUAUCAGUGGCUGGCCACAGGCUGCAGUUGCUGCUGGGAGCUGGUGAUCAGAGAGGGGCUGGAUGCAGGGUGCAGCUCUGGCUGACUGGUGAUAAACUGCCUGCCUGCUCACCACAAACAAACUACUGUUCCAGCAAAUUAGGAGGCAGACAUUGAGAGAGAGAAAGUGAAACAGAAAAGGAGAGAGGAGAGGAUAGUGUUGUGUGUGUAGCUGCAGCGCAUUUAUUUGUUGUUAUUAAAGUAAAGCUGAUCUUGGACCAGUGCCUAAUGGUAAUCUAGUGUGUGGGCGGUAGCAGUUAUAAUUGUGUGCCAUUGUAGGAGUUGUAGUGCAGUGUUGGAGGUGCAUUAACAUGUACAGUGGCGUAAAGUACUUCAGUAAAAAUACUUUAAAGCACUACUUAAGUCGUUUUCUUUGGGUAUCUGUACUUUACUAUUUAUAUUUUUGACAACUUUUACUUUUAAUUCCUAAAGACAAUUAUAUACUUUUUACUCCAUAUAUUUUCCCUGACACGCAAAAGUAUGCGUUACAUUUUGAAUGCUUAGCAGGACAGGAAAAUGGUCCAAUUCACACACUUAUCACCAGAACAUCCUUGGACAUCCCUACUGCCUCUGAAUCUCUCAAUAAACACAAAUUAUUUGUUUGUAAAUGAUGCGUGUUGGAGUUUGCCGCUGGCUAUCCGUAAAUUUAAAAAACAAGAAAAUCGUACCGUCUGGUUUGCUUAGUAUAAGGAAUUUGAAAUGAUUUAUACUUUUACUUUUGAUACUUAAGUAUGUUUCAAACCAAAUACUUUUAGACUUUUAUUCAAGUAGUAUUUUAUAGGGUUACUUUUUUUAUAGGGUUACUUUUACUUUAGUCUUUCUAUUAAGGUAUCUUUGCUUUUACUCAAAUAUGACAAUUGGUUACUUUUCCCACCACUGACCGUGUAGACUAUAGAGACUCUGGACAGAGACUGUGAACAUCAAGCAUGAUGUGGCUAGUGGUUGAUUUCUACAUGUUGUUUUUGUGGUUUAGGAACUGAACAUUAUUUUGUAGUUUAGCAACUGAACACUGAACAGUCUCUCUCUCUCUCUCUCUCUGUUGUGGAUUAGAGUUAGUGAAAGAAAGACAGACACGUGUUGUUGUGUAGCCCUCAGGUUUAUAGUGGAGGGCUUUACAGACACAGACCAAGUGUGGUGAGUAUUUCUACCUCUGUGAACAGUACAUUUUACAUUUUAGUCAUUUAGCAGAUGCUCUUAUCCAGAGCAACUUCCAGUUAGUGCAUUCAUCUUAAGACAACUAGGUGAGACAACCACAUAUCAUAGAUGGUAAGUACAUUUUUUCUCAAUAAAGUAUUUAUCAGCAAAGUCAGUGCCAGUAGGAAAAGACAAGUGUAAGUUUUUGUUUAUUUUACAGUAGUUUUUUUUACUUUGUGUCCAUGGCAACCAUUCACCUUGCUUGUAAACUAAAGUGUGUGUUCAUGUAUGUUUGCUCAAGUUCUAUCCUAAUUCAUUAUAAUGUAGAUGCAUUGCUGUAUUUGUAGAUACAUUAUUUCCAAUUAUUAACUUCUGCAAAUCUGUACCCUGAAGUUCCUAAAGCAGUUGUGUGAGUGUAUAUUAUGUGUGCAUGGUGUGUGUUAAGUGUGUGCUUGUCCGUUCCCAGGCUGGAUGUAUCACCCAGCAGAGCAGUGUUCUGGCCGUAACACCAGGGACUCCUACCAUGCUGGAGGACCUUCCAGAGGAACAUGGGCCCCCGUCAACAGUCGCCCCUGGGGCCCUCCAAAUAGGUGACCCCUCUUCUUAUACCACUGCCUACUGACCCAAUCACAACCCUUCUUCCUGUUCUGUAGUCUGUGCUGAGCCAAUGGUAACCCUCCUUUCUCUACUGUAGGUUCAAUGGAGGAAUCAACCAAUCCCAGCACCCAAACAAGAUAUAUACCGACAGGUGAAUGAAACAUCUCAAUCGUUCAGAUCUUACAUUGUGUGUAGAAAGUCCACAGUCACCUUAAUGUAGUGAUCCCUUAGUGAUCUCCACUUUCUCUCUGGAACAUAGGGGGGACAGGCCACCCUCCCAUGCCCUGGGAAGGGGUCCUCAGCGGGACCAGAGACUAGCACCACGACCCUGGGACCAGAAGGACCAGGCUUAUGAGACCCAUGGCUGGCACCAGGACUCCCCACGGUCAUUUCACAACCAUGGCCGCAACCAGGGGGGCUACCAAGCAGGACCUGGGGAACCCUUCACCCGCUGGGACUCCUACAAAAACCAGCCUCCCAGGGUGAGAUGGGAAGAGGGUAGUGCUCUAUAAAUACUGUACAUAAUUAUUUAUAUAUUACAUCGUUUUUAUGAUUGAUUGCAUGACUUUAAUUAUGAUAAUUGUCUCUCCCAGUAUGGGGGUCCCCACCAGCACCAUCUGCCCAGAGACCCCCCCAGAGACCUGGGCUCCCCAGCAGAGAGGUGGGCCCCCUCAGACCGCUCCAGAGCCUUCCAAGGCAGGAUGAUGGACCAAGGACUAGGACCAUGGAAACGCCCAGCCUCCCACCAUCACAACCACCACCGUGACCAACUUACACACUGCUCCCCACCCUCACAGCACCCCCCGCCUCCCAGGGAAGACUGCCUUGCCAAGAAGAGCAGGAGCUCUGGUCCUGAGCAGGUCAGUCACCACCUAAUCUCUGUUAACCCAGAAGUAAAAUCUUGGGUAACGUUAAUUUGGUCAGCUGUGUGAUUAACUUCUUGGUCUAUACGUAUUAGAAAUCAAGAGUUCUGGCGGUUUGCGAAGUCUCCACCCUCACAAAAGGAACCCCCACCCCCCCCUUCCGAUCCAUGUGGGCACACGCGCAAAGCACUCGAAUUGAAGCAGUUUAAUAAGCACCGCCUUGGCCCAAACCUGAUAUGUCCAUAUAACCAGUAACGAAAACCCAAAGACCGAAACUACUGCAGCUCGUUAUCUCACCCAUCCCAUUCAGUCCCGACAGAUUCUUCAGUGAUUAGUCACCACCUGAGCUAGUGAUCGUGACCUUCCACCUCUUCCUUGGCCAUUCUCCAUGUGUCUGUGUUUGCCAGGAGUGGAAGGUCCCCCACCACCACCAGCUAGUUCUGCUAUUAGUGCUUGAGAAAUAUGUUUUCCCUAACCUGAUCUAGGAUCAAAUGGCUUUACUACCAACCUUAACCAUUAGGGUAAUAUCUAUCUGAUCCUGGAACAGUGGUUUGAAGCAACUCUGUGUGUAGCCAUGAUAUUUAUACAAUAGCACCACCUUCUGGCAAGACCACACCAGGAUACCGACUGUUUAUUACUGUUCUCUCUCACCAGCCCUCUCACCGUGGAUCAAUGCAUUUAUCCGUCCCAGACAAGCACCAAUCACCACCCUACUACCCUCCUUCCAAACAAGGCUUCUGGAAACAAUCAUAUGACAGACCUGGUCCUCGCACCCAUGCUGACAGGAGGAGCUCAUCUACAGAGUUACAAGUAAGUCAGUAAAUAGCCAAUGAACUUCAAGAGAGCAAUGCGCUAUUAAAGACUACUCAUUGAUGAACCAUCCUCUCUCUCUCUUGUUAUUUCAGGAAUCCACCAAGUCAGGAUUAGGGAGUAUCAAAUACAGAACACAUCAUUCUACCCAUUCUCCAGUUCCCCAGGUCCCCUUCAAUGGUCAAGGCCCCCCUCCUUCCUCCUACCCCCGCCACCCCUCUCCAGCCCAGCCCUGUGGCAGCAGCAGACCCCCCCACCAUGGAUCCAGAGUGGAGGUGGAUGGCCAGUCCCAGCACCCCUCCUCACCAGCAGAUCCCACCGGCGUGCCUUACAGCCAGCACCUCCACCACCAGCGUCCCCCAUCACCCCCCUCAGUACCUCAGCACAGCCCCCCAGCCCCACGCUCCCACAGACAGCAGAGGGAUCAGACCCCCUCCCAGCCCUAUGCUACAGAGCCACCCCACCGCAACAGCAACCACAGAGAUGGAGGCUGCACCACCCUGAGCUCCUCCAGCCCCUCUGGCCUCUCCAGCUCCACCACUCCUAGUAAGGCCAGUGGGAAGAAAGAUCCACCUCCCAAUCAGAGGAGCCCUGACAUUGGCACAGGCACACCCCAUAAACGGGGACCAAGGACCCCCUCGCCCAGUCCCACAACUCCCCCUCUCUCUGCCUCCUCCACAGGGCUAGGCUCAGGCACUCAGAGGUCAGAGAUGAAGCCCAGCAGGGCCUCAGAGCCUCAGACCCAACCCAGCUCUCCUACUGUCAACAACAACAGACCUACUGGCAACAAGCCAGAGCUGCAGCCUCACGGACACAAACAGACAGAGAGGAAACAUAAGGAAAGGAGAGCAGAAAGAGGCAAGGAGGGAAAGAGGGAACAGAAGAGGAAGACGGAGAGUAAGAUGGAGGAGAGGAAAAGGAGAAAGGAGAAAGAAGAGAAAAGUGGGGAUGGGGUGAAGAAUAAAACCCAUAAAGGAGAAGAGGUGAGGGACAAAGUGGAAAGAAAAAAGCAAGAAGAAGAGAGGAAGACAGAGAAAAGGGAUAAAAAGCUGGAAAAAGCAGAGAGGGGAUCCUCAAAGUCCCCACAUAGUUCAUCCCUCGCUCCGUCAGUAUGGCCUUCCUCCCCUAAGUCUGGAUCUAAGGUUCCAGGGAAGCCAGGAAAGCCAGGCCAACCCUCCCAGACACCAUCCACCCCUGGUAAACACAUACACAGGGAGAAUGCCCAAGAAAGAGGUGGAAAGCCCCAUGACCACAGCUCUCCAAAUACCUCAGAGACAAUCCCACUUGCUGGCCCGCCUGCAGCCCGUCCCAGCCGACCCACACCCUCACCACAUCCAUCCAAACACAAAAAGUCAGAGAGGGGAGGGACCCUGAACAAGUCAAACCCAACUCAACCCAAAUUCCCUGUCAAGGACUCACCACUGCCAGCCUGUCUUCCACCCACCACCACCCACAAUACCACCACCAACAACAACGUCAGCACCAACAUGACCAAUAAGGCCAGUAAUACCAGUCCCCAGCCCACCAGUCCUCCAACACCUUCUAAAUGCAGCCCAGGGAGGAAGGCUGAUUUGACCCCCUCCACACUCUCAUCCAAAACCCCAGCAGCUCCCACUGUGGCUGGGUCAGGGGGGUCCAUCCAGAGCCAGACAGAGACAUUGGGUGUUAGUCCAGAAGGCGGGGUCCUGCGGGCCCCAGAUCUCCAACCUGCGGCAGGGGUGGGCAGUGUGGAGGAGCUGGGAGACAACCCCCCCGCCAGUCCCCCUGUUCUCAGCUGGCAAGGCUCCCCAGCAUCAGCCCUGAGUGAGGAAGAGGAAGAGGAGGGAGGAGUGAUGAGGAGACCUGUCCUGCAGCCCAGCCCCACCCACGGCCCGCCCCUCUCACCCCCUCAUGGGAACUCAGAGGGGCUCAAUGAGAAGGCUGAGGGGGUCAGUGAGGGGAGGGGUGCUGAUGACCUUCGCCAUAGUGACCUGGCCAAGCUCUAUGGCUUGCCUGAUACUCCCAAUGGAGUGGAGGAAGAGGAGGAGGAAGAAGAGGAGGAUAGUGGUGGAGACACAUCGUCCAGCUCUCUGCCUCCCCGUCGGCCACACCUCCACCAGACAGGAGUGGCUGAUGUCUUCAAAUCGUUGGCCUCAUUCCUGGGGGGCCAGAGGUACACAUAUCGGGGCGGUCCGUUUGGGCGUCCUCCUCCUAGCUCCAUGGGAGGAGUGAAGUACUCUUCAUCCCUCGCCAUGGACCCGGAAACCAAUUGUCAGGACCAGCAAAACCCCUCCCCCACAUCCAACUCCACCACGCCUCCAAGACGCACUAGCCAAUCACCCACUCACAUUACCUCAGAUCCGCCUUCCAAACCCCGCCCUCCCUUAAACCUCGACCAACCACAGCUCUCCGUGGGGGAGCGCACGAAACAGAAGCACGCGAGAUUGGAGGAGAUUCUGAAUGAGAGAAAGAAAGGGAAGACUAAGCGUGUAGACAGUGGGGAGACGGCCGGGUCUCUGAGCGCUGAGCUUAGACUGACCACCACACAUCGGCUGCCUGCCACCACCAAGGAGGAGCGGGGACAGAGGGAGGUACGCAGGCAGACAGACAGAAAGAGGGAACAAAGCAGUGCGGAUGGAAACAGGGACGGGGAAGGGAAGAGCAAGAGAAGAAAACAAGAUAACAGCAUCAGCAGUCAUCAGAGGAGUGGAGGCAAUGAAAAGAAGAAGGUGGAAGAAAAGAGUGACAGAAAAUCAGCCUCCUCCAUUACGUUGUUCUCAUCUACACCUCACCCCAGUCACCCAGCCAAGCAGCUCAAAGACACUAAGAAGAGCCGUCCCAUUCAGGGGAACCUUGGUCUCCAGAGCAAAGACAUCCAGGGACAGAAAGACAAGACGCACACAGGAAACACUGAGCAGGGGGCACAAUCAAAAGAGACGAAGGAGGAGAGAGGCAGUGAGCCUGAAACCAAGACGUCCACACCAGGCAGCAACACAGACACAGUGGCAACAGCACCCACCACCAGCAUUAUCAACACCUCCUCCACUGCUACCACCUCCCCUUCUCCCACCCCGGCCCCCUCUGCUGCCGCAGUGAUGAGGACCCUCUGUCCCCUGGCUGCUGCUGACUUCCUCAAGCUGAAGGCUCUGUCCAUUGGCCCUCCCAAGGAGCUGAAGAUCCGUCUGAUCAAGGUGGAGAGUGGAGUCCGAGAGACGUUCAUCGCCUCCGAGGUGGAGGAGCGCAGGAUCCCUCUAGGAGAGGUCAGCAUCAGACACACAGCCAGCGAGGUCGUCAGGUCCUGCAAGUGAGUACAUGGUACAUGUGAUGUACAGUGGGGGAAAAAAGUAUUUAGUCAGCCACCAAUUGUGCAAGUUCUCCCACUUAAAAAGAUGAGAGAGGCCUGUAAUUUUCAUCAUAGGUACACGUCAACUAUGACAGACAAAUUGAGAAAAAAUAAUCCAGAAAAUCACAUUGUAGGAUUUUUAAUGAAUUUAUUUGCAAAUUAUGGUGGAAAAUAAGUAUUUGGUCACCUACAAACAAGCAAGAUUUCUGGCUCUCACAGACCUGUAACUUCUUCUUUAAGAGGCUCCUCUGUCCUCCACUCAUUACCUGUAUUAAUGGCACCUGUUUGAACUUGUUAUCAGUAUAAAAGACACCUGUCCACAACCUCAAACAGUCACACUCCAAACUCCACUAUGGCCAAGACCAAAGAGCUGUCAAAGGACACCAGAAACAAAAUUGUAGACCUGCACCAGGCUGGGAAGACUGAAUCUGCAAUAGGUAAGCAGCUUGGUUUGAAGAAAUCAACUGUGGGAGCAAUUAUUAGGAAAUGGAAGACAUACAAGACCACUGAUAAUCUCCCUCUAUCUGGGGCUCCACGCAAGUUCUCACCCCGUGGGGUCAAAAUGAUCACAAGAACGGUGAGCAAAAAUCCCAGAACCACACGGGGGGACCUAGUGAAUGACCUGCAGAGAGCUGGGACCAAAGUAACAAAGCCUACCAUCAGUAACACACUACGCCGCCAGGGACUCAAAUCCUGCAGUGCCAGACGUGUCCCCCUGCUUAAGCCAGUACAUGUCCAGGCCCGUCUGAAGUUUGCUAGAGUGCAUUUGGAUGAUCCAGAAGAGGAUUGGGAGAAUGUCAUGUGGUCAGAUGAAACCAAAAUAUAACUUUUUGGUAAAAAAUCGUCGUGUUUGGAGGACAAAGAAUGCUGAGUUGCAUCUAAAGAACACCAUACCUACUGUGAAGCAUGGGGGUGGAAACAUCAUGCUUUGGGGCUGUUUUUCUGCAAAGGGACCAGGACGACUGAUCCGUGUAAAGGAAAGAAUGAAUGGGGCCAUGUAUCGUGAGAUUUUGAGUGAAAACCUCCUUCCAUCAGCAAGGGCAUUGAAGAUGAAACGUGGCUGGGUCUUUCAGCAUGACAAUGAUCCCAAACACACCGCCCGGGCAACGAAGGAGUGGCUUCGUAAGAAGCAUUUCAAGGUCCUGGAGUGGCCUAGCCAGUCUCCAGAUCUCAACCCCAUAGAAAAUCUUUGGAGGGAGUUGAAAGUCCGUGUUGCCCAGCGACAGCCCCAAAACAUCACUGCUCUAGAGGAGAUCUGCAUGGAGGAAUGGGCCAAAAUACCAGCAACAGUGUGUGAAAACCUUGUGAAGACUUACAGAAAACGUUUGACCUGUGUCAUUGCCAACAAAGGGUAUAUAACAAAGUAUUGAAAAACUUUUGUUGUUGACCAAAUACUUAUUUUCCACCAUAAUUUGCAAAUAAAUUCAUUAAAAAUCCUACAAUGUGAUUUUCUGGAUUUUAUUUUCUCAUUUUGUCUGUCAUAGUUGACGUGUACCUAUGAUGAAAAUUACAGGCCUUUCUCAUCUUUUUAAGUCGGAGAACUUGCACAAUUGGUGGCUGACUAAACACUUUUUUUCCCCACUGUACAUUUACUACCAAGACAUUUCAAUGGAGGAAGAGAGGUUGGGGCACAAAACAUUGAAAGUGGGUUAAAUUCAAUCUUAUUGAAUUCUCCCUCUUCAUCUGUCUCUUUCUCUGUCUGUUUUAGGGGGGCGAAGGUGAAGGGGAAGUUUCGGGAGUCCUAUCUGCUCCCUGCUUUCUCUGUCAAGCCUGUCCUUAGCACCGACACACCAAUCCCACGAGAGAAGCUCAACCCCCCCACACCAAGCAUCUAUGUGAGUCCACACUCUAGGGGCGCUGCACGGCGGCUGACCCUAUGCACCAACCAGUCUGUGCGUGUGGGUGUCUUGGGGGGGGGGGGGGGAUAAAGCAAAAGAAAACAUGCAGCUCUGUGUCCAAUGACAAUAGACCAUAAAGUAAUCUUCUUCUUCUUUUUCCCCCCUCUUUUCUUCUUCAUUCUCAUACCCAUCACUCACAUAUCAGUUCUGGAUGUGUGCCUAGUUGAUGUAUUCCUGUGUUGUCCUGUGUGUCUGUGUCCAGUUGGAGAGUAAGAGAGAUGCCUUCUCCCCAGUCCUCCUCCAAUUCUGUACCGACCCCAAGAACCCUGUCACUGUCAUCAGAGGCCUGGCUGGAUCCCUACGACUCAGUGAGUUUGCACAUUUCGAUUUGUCUCUGGGCUAAAGGUUAAAACAGCAACAUAAUUUCUGAUUUACUUACUAUACUUUUAUCUCAUUCCUCUUUCCUCUCCCUCCCUCUCUCCCUCCCCCUCUCCCUCCCUCUCUGUCAGACCUGGGUCUGUUCUCCACUAAGUCUCUGGUGGAGGCCAAUGCAGAGCACGCUGUGGAGGUGAGGACCCAGGUGCAGCAGCCUGCUGAUGAGAACUGGGACGCCACUGGUUCAGCUCAGACCUGGCCCUGCGAGAGCAGCCGCUCACACACCACCAUCGCCAAGUACGCCGCAUACCAGGCCUCCAGCUUCCAGGAGAGCCUCCAGGUUGGAGAUGAACACACACACACAAAUAUCACACACACAAACACAUAAUGCUUCCAUACUAUUCCUCCCCCCACUUCCUCUCUUUGCCCAGCUACGUUCAUGUGCCUAUAUGUGUCUACAGGAAGAGAAGGACAGUGAGGAUGAGGAUGAGGAAGAACAAGAAGAGAAACAGACUCUGCCCUCUGACCCAUCAACCAACCCUGCAUCUGGCACCAGCAAACCCAGCCCUACUGUGGUUACUAGCAAAGCAACUCCUACAACAGUUGCUAGUAAAGCCAACUCUACCACAGUUGCUGGCAAAGUUGGCCCUACCCCUAUUGCUAACACACUCAGGUCACCUCAUAGUAUCCACAGCAUACUGUGCAGUCAACUCCUUAUGAAAUCAAAUACAAUACCUUUAAUCAAAACAAUAUUCUGACGUUUUUUUAGACACUUCCUCUUUCCUAUAGGCCGGAGGCGAAAUCAACUGGAAAGAUUAUCAAAUUCGGCACCAACAUCGACAUCUCUGAUCCUAAGAGGUGAGAUUAGCUUUAUAUGUGGUUGGUUCUUUUAGACAGGGCUAAGGACACCCAUAGAGAGGAAGUAGAGUGUUAACAUAUGUUUGAUGUGUGUUACCAGGUGGAAGCCCCAGCUGCAGGAGCUGCUGAAGCUACCAGCCUUUAUGCGUGUGGAGUCCAAUGGGAACAUGCUGAGCCAUGUGGGACACACCAUCCUGGGCAUGAACACCGUCCAGCUCUACAUGAAGGUCCCCGGCAGCCGUACACCUGGUCAGUGUCUGAGUUAUAUUGGUGUGUGUUUAAAUGCAUAUUACAUGCAUCUGUCCAUCAUGGGCUUAAAUAUCUCUGUAUGUCUGUUUUCAGGCCACCAGGAGAAUAAUAACUUCUGCUCUGUGAACAUCAACAUUGGGCCGGGGGAUUGUGAGUGGUUCGCAGUCCAUGAACACUACUGGGAGCACAUCAACAAUUUCUGUGAGAAGUGAGUCAUGGGUCUGCUUUCGUGUGAGGGUCUGUCUUCAAUUUAGUUAAGCAUUUGAGCUGUUCUGCUCAUUGAAAUGCAUAACAACAGUGAUCCAAAGGGGAUUUGAACCAGAAACCACUACUUUGCUAUCAUCUCUCCUCCCUCCUUCAGGCAUGGAGUAGACUACCUGACUGGGUCCUGGUGGCCUGUUCUGGAGGACCUGUAUCGCUCCAACAUCCCAGUGUACCGCUUCAUCCAGAGACCAGGGGACCUGGUGUGGAUCAACGCAGGGUCCGUCCACUGGGUGCAGGCUGUGGGCUGGUGCAACAACAUCGCCUGGAACGUGGGACCUCUCAACUGUGAGUUAUUAAUAGUGUCCAGCAGGGCAAGCCAUAGAUAGGAAAUGGGAGCUGGGUCAUACACAGUGCAGCUAUUGUAUCUACACAAUCCUUUACCUCAGUCAAAUUAAAUCAAAAUCCCUUUGUGUGCUUUUCUACUGUAAAGUAUGUCUGUGUCGUCUUUGCCCUUGCAGCAUACCAGUAUCAGCUGGCUCUGGAGCGCUUUGAGUGGAAUGAGAUCAAGAAGGUCAAGUCCAUCGUUCCCAUGAUCCAUGUCUCCUGGAACGUAGCCCGCACUAUCAAGAUCACCGACCAAGAAACCUACAAGAUGGUCAAGUGUGUGUGUGUGUGUGUGUGGUGUGUGUGUAAGUGUCCCUCGUCAUCUAUCUAGUAUGAAUGUUUGUUUCUUGCUACACCUUACCUCUCUCUCUCUCUCUUUUCUCUCCCUCCCUCAAACCCCCUCCUUCUCUCAGACAUUGUCUCCUGCAGUCCAUUAAGCACAUUCAGAUUCUGAGAGACCAGCUGGUUGCUGCAGGGAAGAAAAUCUCUUAUCAGAGUCGUGUGAAGGACGAACCAGCCUACUACUGCAACGAGUGUGACGUAAGUCCCUCCCAACAGCCUGUGGAUGUAUGCCUGAAUCAGACCUGCUAUGAACUACCAUGUCCCGAGCAUCUUAUCCAACAGAGUGUUGGUGUAUGGCUUUGGUUAUUUCUGCAGUGAGUGAUUGUGUUGUGUCUGUGUGCAGGUGGAGGUGUUUGACCUGCUGUUUGUAACUAGUGAGUCUGGCAGCAGGAAGACCUACAUGGUGCACUGUGAGGACUGUGCCCGGACUGUGUCCAAGAGCCCCUCGCUGGCAGGAGUAGUGGUGCUGGAGCAGUACUGCAUGGAGGAGCUGAUGAGAACCUAUGACAGCAUCUGUGUGGUGAGACAUACACACACACACCAUUUUUCUGCGUGCUGUGAAGUUAUGUCCAUCAUAUUUACCCCCCUUUCUUUCUUUCUGUCUAUCUUUCUCUUCCUCUUUCUCUCUCCAGACUCCAUCACCCUGCUCCAAGUGA
This is a messenger RNA of Coregonus sp. 'balchen', 23195 nucleotides long. The record is from the annotation of a GenBank genome assembly. Lineage: Eukaryota; Metazoa; Chordata; Actinopteri; Salmoniformes; Salmonidae.